Messenger RNA from Amphibalanus amphitrite, 1239 nucleotides. Its product is annotated as cytadherence high molecular weight protein 3-like. The record is from RefSeq and is a predicted model, not a curated record. NCBI's taxonomy places the organism in Eukaryota, Metazoa, Arthropoda, Thecostraca, Balanomorpha, Balanidae. The coding region runs from base 84 to 1019 and encodes 311 amino acids. The transcript has 2 exons.
UACUGCAACUCCCCCGGCCGGCUGAAGUAUAAAACAAACCGGAGCAACCACAGCCGCACACUUCUUCCUAUCUCUUUCUAAACAUGAAGACUUUCGUGGUACUCGGCGCGCUGUUGGCGCUGGCUCAGGGAGGCCUGCUGCGCAGCGCCCUCCUGCGCAGUGGCCUGGCCGGCCCGUCACUCGGCCUGGCGCACGUGUACUCGUCCACCUCUGUGCACCCGGCGGGUAUCGCGGCUCCAGCCACCGUUCAGAUCUCCGGCCCAGCCGCCGUCGAGAUCGCUGCUCCUGCCGCCGCCGCUGUGGAAAUCGGAGAGGCUCCGGGCAUUGCUGGUCUCGCCCCAGGUGCCCUGGCUGUCGGAGGCCCCGGCUUUGCCGGUCCCGGUGCCGCUGUGGAGAUCGCUGGCCCUGCUAUUGGUGCUCCUGGCGCCCUGGCUGUCGCAGGCCCCGGCUUUGCCGGCCCCGGUCCCGCUGUGGAGAUCGCUGGCGCUGCUAUUCCCGCCCCCGCCGCCAUUGCCGCCAGUCCGGUGGCUCUCACCAACGUGAACGCCGCCGUGCCCCCUCCGACGCCCGACAACGGCCUGUCGCCCGGCCUGCCCUCGCUGGUGAGGAAGAGCCUGGUGUCGGCCGAGGGCCGUCCCGUCACCGUCAACCAGCCGCACAUCACCCAGACCGUGCCCGAGAUCACUCACACUCAGGAGAACGUGCCCGUGCCGAUCCCCAACCCGGUGCCCGUUCCCCGUCCGGUGCCCGUGCCGGAGCCCUACCCAGUCACGCCUGUGAUCGAGAGCACCGAGGUGGUGCAGCCGGUGGUGCAGCCGGUCGUACACAACACCGUCACUGCUGUACACAGCGUGGCUCAUCCCGGUGCCGCCAUUGGGGUGCCUGCCGGCGCUGCCAUCGCUGCCAGCCCUGCCCUCGCUGCCGGAUCGGCCGUCGCCACCGGUCGCGCCUUCGGUCUCACAUACGGCGCCUUCGGUCUUGCUCACGGUUACAACGGCGCCGCCAUCCUGGCCCACUAGAGCGCUUCAACGCCAUCUGUCGGCGAAGAUGUCAAGACGAGGCUGCGACAGCCUCGGCUGACUUGUCGCUUAUAGAUAUUUCACCGAGUACCAGAAACGUACUGGAUCUUCAUGCUGGUGUCUAUGUCUGCAUCAAUGAUGCAACUGUAUUUUUAUAUAAAAUCAUUCUCUUCACCGACUGUCGUUUUAUCAGGGGCAUGCAAUACAAACGUUCAUUUGA